This is a messenger RNA of Cuculus canorus (common cuckoo), 3482 nucleotides long. It is a transcript of the gene FBXW5, whose product is annotated as F-box and WD repeat domain containing 5. Bases 171 to 1934 code for a protein of 587 amino acids. The transcript has 9 exons. The record is from RefSeq and is a predicted model, not a curated record. Gene Ontology annotation, cellular component: SCF ubiquitin ligase complex; Cul4-RING E3 ubiquitin ligase complex. Gene Ontology annotation, biological process: protein ubiquitination. Lineage: Eukaryota; Metazoa; Chordata; Aves; Cuculiformes; Cuculidae. Gene Ontology annotation, molecular function: protein binding.
AGAAAGCGGCGCCGUGAUUGGAAGCGGGGAGGGAACCACCGAGAGGGGCGGCUAGAGCGGCCCGGGGGGGGGCGGGACCCGCGGCGGAAGUGCGCGGCGUCGGGCCGGAAGUGCUGCGAGGAGGAGGCGGGGGCAGCGGGGCCGCCGAGGCGCAGCGGCAGAAUGACACGAUGGACACGGGCAGCUGCCCCCUCCUCCCUGAUAGCGUCCUCUUUGAGAUCUUCCUCUACCUGGACCACACGGACGUGCUCUCGGCAGGACUGGUGUGCCGGCAGUGGCAUGCUGUGGCCCGCGAUGAGUUCCUCUGGAAGGAGCUCUUCUACCGCUACUACCGUGUCUCUCGGGAGGUGCCCCGGCACCCAGCUGCCGUCUCCUGGUAUGGCGAGUUCCAGCGGCUCUAUGACACCAUCCCGUGUGUGGAAGUGCAAGCCCUGAAGGAGCACAGUGACCAGGUUUUGCACCUCAGCUUCUCCCACUCUGGCGGUUUGUUUGCAUCGUGCUCCAAGGACUGCACCGUCAAGAUCUGGAGCAAUGAGUUGGACAUCUCCCUGCAGCACAGCUCCAACAUGAGGCCAUACAACUGGAGCUACACGCAGUUCUCCCAGUUCAACUCCGAUGACUCCCUCCUUCUGGUAUCGGGUGUCUUUGUGGGGCCUCACAACUCAUCAUCAGGAGAGAUUGCCGUAAUCAGCAUGGAGAACUUCACGCUGCUUUCCAGGGUGAGGAAUAAACCCUAUGAUGUGUUUGGCUGCUGGCUGAAUGAAACCAACUUGAUAUCCGGCAAUCUGCAUCGGAUUGGGCGUAUAACUUCUUGUUCCGUGCUGUGGCUGAACAACGCUUUCCAGGGUGUAGAGUCAGAGAACGUGAACGUAGUGAAGAGACUGUUCAAAAUCCAGAACCUGAAUGCCAGCACUAUCCGGACUGUGAUGGUGGCUGACUGCAGCCGGUACGAUUCUCCGGACCUGCUCCUGGACUAUGAGGAGCAGUUGGCUGCUUCCUCCACCUGUCCCAUCUUUGAUCUCGGCACUGACAGUGAGGAGGAGGAGGCCAAGCCCAAGCAGACUCCAGAGCCGGCAGCACAGGAAUUGCCAGAUGAAAGGGGUGUGAUGGCAGAGGACGGGCUGCAGCAGUUCUUUGACGACAUCAUGGAAGACCACACACGCCCUGCCAUGACUGAGACGGAGUUGGAGACAAAGGUGGCUGAGCUGUUUGUACGCAACAGAACUAAACCGCCAGAGCUGAACCUGCUCCCCACGGACAGUAACAGCAAGAUGAAAUACUUAAUCUUCACCACCGGCUGCCUCACCUACUCCCCGCACCAGAUAGGCAUUAAAAGGAUCCUGCCCCAUCAGAUGACAACUGCCGGGCCGGUGCUCGGGGAGGAGAGGCGCUCAGAUGAGUUCUUUGACUCGCUGGAUCAUGUCAUCGACAUCCAUGGACACAUCAUUGGCAUGGGCCUCUCCCCUGACCACAGGUACCUGUAUGUGAACAGCCGGGCCUGGCCUCGCGACUGCGUCAUCUCUGACCCGAUGCAGCCGCCCCCCAUCGCCGAGGAGAUCGACCUACAUGUGUUUGACCUGAAGACAAUGAAGGAGGUGAAAAGAGCCCUCCGGGCACACCGGGCCUACACACCCAACGAGGAAUGCUUCUUCAUCUUCCUGGAUGUCAGCCGAGACUUUGUAGCGAGCGGGGCAGAAGAUCGGCACGGCUACAUCUGGGACCGACACUACAACAUCUGCCUGGCCAAGCUGCAGCAUGACAACGUGGUCAACUCGGUGGCGUUCAGCCCGGUGGAGCAGGAACUGCUCCUGACGGCCAGCGAUGACGCCACUAUCAAGGUGUGGCGCUCCCCUCGCACUGUCCGUGUCCAGCAGGCCAGGAAGCCCCGGCCCAGGAAGCUGCUCUUCUCCUGGCUCCUGAACCAGAACAGCUGAACCCAGGUACGCCAGCUCCUGCAGCUUCCUCACUGCAGCCACCACCUCUGGAGCUCGCAGAGCCUGGAGCCCUGCACACAGAGACCAGCUCUGGGCACACGAAUCCCAGCUGCCGAGUCAGGAUGGACCCUGGCAGUGGGAAUUGCUUCCUCCUUGGAGCAUCCUCUUCAAAGACAGAGCAUAAGAGCUGAGGGCCUGUCCUGGGGCCCAGGCUGGUCACUGCAGGGUGGGCUCCCCACAGCUUCUCACGAACGCUGCUGCUUGGUCACGGCUCUUGGGGUGAGCAUUGGUCUCUUGGAACAGAGAGCGGCACGUUGCCAGCGUUUAUUCUGUGUGAGCCUGGGAUGUGGCUGGCCUCACCAGGAGCUGCUGGCUGCGGAGCAUGCGGCAGCGCUGCGCUGCCGGACUGCAGGACUUGUAAUGCCAUAUUUUAUUGAUGUUUGUUUGUCCCAAACCUCCACGGGCAACUCGUCUGGCUGCUGUGUGUGCCGAGUGCCUCUUUCCACUGGGCAGCAGGGACGGAGGGCAGCGAGGAAGCAGGGCUGGGGGCCUGGCUGGCCUCUCGUGGGGCCCCAGGGAUGCAGGCAGUGCCUGGCGGAUGCCUCUGUUAGCAGCUGCCAGUGUCCAAACCUGAGAGAGGGGGCGGCCAGUGCUGCCUCUGCCUUCCUCUGCUGUGCAGCACUUAAAUAAGCUAUGGCAUCCGUAAUGUAUUUAUUUUCGGGGAUCUGCUGUCCCUUCCCAAGGGGCAGCUGUGGGGACAGCCAGUGGCUCUCGCGGUCCCCUCCCUCCCGUGCUGCUGAAGCCAUGGCACUUUAGGUUCUUGGAUGCUCUCUGAAGAAGAGCGGACGCUCCGGGUGCUGCAGGGGAGCGCGGCCUCCGCUGCCUGGCACGACAGUGGAAUGAGCUGCCUACUGCCAGGACUGGGGCGCUGCGGGACUGGGGAGCGGCUCCUCCUGAGGACCCCUCCUGGAGGUGGCUCACCUGGAGCGAUUUCAACCUCAGUGAUGUUUACUCUGUCCCUGAAGCUCUUCUCCCUCCAUCAGUACCCAAAGGAGAGUCUAAAAUUAAGCCCCUAAUCUGGUCUUGGCCUGGAUGACGGGGGCCAGCAGGGACCCUGGGAGCUGGGUUGGGGCCGGAAAGGAGCCGAUUCCCAGGCACGGGCAUUGUCUGUGCCGCGGGCUGCAGAUGGACCGAAGGGAGGCAGCAGCUAUGGUCUGGAAAUGCACCGAUGGCUUUACCAGCUCUGGUGGCCUUUGUUUUUUGCCCUUGUUCCACUGUGCCCCAGCAGGUGCCCACGGCUUUAUCCAAACCCCUGUACUCAGAUUUUCUGUCAUCACAGGACUCCCAGCAAGAGCGGAGCCCUUUGUGCCUGCGCACAGGACCCACAUCCAGCUCUGCUCUCACACGGCAAAGGAACAGCCUCUGCCUCCUCCCCAGGGCUGUGAGAUCUCCCCUCCCCUGGUGCGGCGCAGUAGUGAGCGAGGCACAGAGGGGUUGUUUGUACUGAGUUGUGCUCUUCACUUUGGCAUCGAAUAAAUAUUCUGCUAA